AUGAAAACCCUAGUUUUCAUAAAUCCAAUCAAUUACACAAUCCCACAAUUCCCUUCUUCAAUUUUCCUCUUCCACUUUCCAUCACUUUCUCGAGAAAAUAAAAAAUCCCUCCUCUACAUUUCCCAUACAAAAAACCCCCUCUUUACUCACAAACACCAACAUUUCUCUCCAAUCAAAGCAUCUACUUCAGACGCUUAUCAUGGCUGGGAUGACUUGGGACUCAGGGGUGGGGACUCGGUCAACUCGGGUGAGUCAACCCAGUUGAGGAAUUUUCUAGUUUCUAUAGGAGCUGAUGAUAAAAAACAUGUCUUUAUGUUUGUAUUAGGAAUUUUUUGUGCUCUUGCAAUCUCUAGGGUUAGGGUUUCUUCAAUUAUAGUGUUUCCAGCUUCUGUUUUGGUUUUUGCAGUUGGGUUUUCAAUUGGGUUUGUACGUGGGGUCAGUUUUAACGAGUUUAAUGCGAAUGCAAUUAAGAGAAAGGGUAAAGAGGAGUUUUUUAGGGUUUAUAGUGAGAUGUUAAGGGGUUUGAUGUGGUUCUUUGAUGGGUUUGAUGUUAAAGCUAAUGACUUGAAGAAUGCUAUACAAAGAGCUAUUGAUACUAAAGAGAUUGAAUUGAGUGAUUUGGAGAAUUAUGUUAAUGUGAUUCAAUCAAUAAAGGUUUUGGCUUUGAAUGCGAGAAAUUCUGUUGAGGCAAGCAUUGAUAGUGUGGGAAAUGUUAAUGGUGUUUUAGUUGAGAAUCAGAAAUCAUCAUCAUCAAGUAAGAAAAGGAAGGAGAUUGGUGAAGUUGGGUUUGAGUUGUUACAGUUUGUUGGGGGUUUGUUUGGAGAGAAAGCAGUUAGUUUGAAGAGUAAUAAAGUGAAGGAGAAAGAGAAAGAGAAAGAGAAAGUUAAGCAGGGGACUGCUGAAGUUGUGGUAAAUGAUCGAGCUCAAGGAAAUAACUCAACUCCGGUUAUUGAAGAAGCGGUUCUUAAUGCUGUUGAUAAUGAGAAAGGGGAUAGGGAUUUCCUGUUUUCUCAAGGUUCAACGAAUAAGUCUGCUUUGGAUUGGGAUAGUCAACGAAGGAUUAGAGUUGUUUCAGAAAAUGGAAGAACGAAUUUGAGGGAUUUAGGUGGGGAUAGAAAAAGACUUGUUGAUUGUGAAGAAUCUCUUGACCAAAAUAACAGAUUGCAGUUCAUGAAUAAUCAGAGUGUUUCUUGGGAGAUGGAUCAAAAUAAUGAAACUGAAACAUGGAAAUCCCAGGAUAGUCGAAUUGAUUCUGUGGAUUUUGGUGUCAGUUUGGAACAAAUGGAAACAGAAACUUCCUUUGUGCAAAAGCAGAUGUACAAGAAGUCUUCUGGAGCUUACAGAUCCUCGCAUAGCUGGAAGGUGAGUCAAGAUGGGAACUACAGGUCUCAACUCAAGGAAGAGUCGCUGAAUGAUGAUUUGCAUUUACGUGAUCACCAGUCUGGGCCCGAGAGUGAAUUUUGUUCCUCUUCUUCAGCGGUUUCGGAAGAUGUGGUGUUUGAUAGGUAUCUUGUAGAAGCUAACAACCAUCUGAAACAAGCCAAGGAGUUUAUAAGGGGCAGGAGUGACGAAGAACAUGCAGAAAUGAUAUUGCACAAGUCUGCAAAUUUACUCUCCAAAGCCAUUGCCAUGAAGCCCAUGAGUCUGUUGGCUGUCGGCCAAUUGGGCAACACAUAUCUUCUUCAUGGAGAACUAAAAUUAAAGAUUAGUCGUGAGUUGCGAACUCUCCUCUCAAGACGGGAUCCAUUUUAUGUGAGUAAUCGUGGUAGAAUCCUCAAAGGUCUAGAUGAUCAGGUUAUAAAGAAAGAUAAAAUUGCAUCUGUCCUUGUGAAUGUGUGUGAAGAAUGUGAAGAACUCCUAGUGGAAGCGGGCAGAAAAUAUAGGCUGGCGCUAUCGAUUGAUGGGAAUGAUGUGAGAGCCUUGUACAAUUGGGGCCUUGCUCUCUCCUUUCGUGCACAGUUGAUUGCAGAUAUUGGACCAGAAGCUGCUUAUGAUGCUGACAAAGUGUUCUUGGCUGCAAUUGACAAAUUUGAUGCCAUGAUGUCCAAAGGCAAUGCCUAUGCACCAGAUGCCUUGUAUAGAUGGGGUGUGGUAUUGCAGCAGAGAUCUCGUUUACGGCCGACUAAUAGCAGAGAGAAAGCGAAGUUGCUGCAGCAGGCGAGGAGGCUCUAUGAAGAUGCACUUCAUAUGGAUUCGAACAAUCUUCAAGUAAGAGAAGCCUUAUUGUCCUGUAUUUUCAGUUUGCCAGCUAGAUCCAUGCCAUUUGAUAUUUCGGGCAUGUUCCCUGAGACACCAAUUAAUGACCCUGUUAAUGGAAAAUUACUGUUCUUGUGA
Messenger RNA from Dovyalis caffra, 2334 nucleotides. The record is from the annotation of a GenBank genome assembly. Lineage: Eukaryota; Viridiplantae; Streptophyta; Magnoliopsida; Malpighiales; Salicaceae.